Molecule: messenger RNA, 428 nt
Organism: Anneissia japonica
Lineage: Eukaryota; Metazoa; Echinodermata; Crinoidea; Comatulida; Comatulidae
Product: thyroid receptor-interacting protein 6-like
Exons: 2
Biological process (GO): cell-cell adhesion
Cellular component (GO): focal adhesion; stress fiber
Source: RefSeq, a predicted model, not a curated record
UUUGCACCACGCUGUUCGGUUUGCUUACAACCAAUCAUGCCUGAGCAAGGACAAGAGGAAACUGUGCGUAUUGUUGCUUUAGACCGUAGCUUCCAUGUUGGCUGUUACCGUUGUGAAGAUUGUGGACUACAGUUAUCAUCAGAAGUAGAUGGACAAGGUUGCUAUCCAUUGGACGAUCAUGUGCUGUGCCGCGAGUGCAAUGCAAAGCGAGUGCAGAGUCUCGCCUCCGGAAACGUCCACUAAGAAACUUGGAUAAAAUAAUAUUCUACAGUUCUCAACACCUUUAUUAAGUGUGCUUCCAGCUGAAAUUUUAUGUACAUUGUGAUAGCAUAUUAGGAAUGAAUUGCGAGAACACCACUUACCAUUUUUACUAUAAUAGUAAGGCUGCUGAUUAAGAAAUUUAUUUAUAACUGUAAGGCUGGAAGAAU